AUGACAUCAACAACUUCAUCAACAUCAAAUCCAUUGAUAUCAGAUCAACAAGUAACUUUUCAAUAUGCGAAUGAAUGUGAUUUAGAAAUUCAUUGUUCUCCAUUUGGAUUAAGUGGAUUAUAUAUGAGGAUUGGUGGUGCAAAUAUUAUGGGUAUUGGUUCAACUAUGGGAUUAAUAACAGGAAGUACAAAAGGUUUAAUACAUUAUAAUAAUAGCAAUGAUUUAAUUGAUCAAAAAUAUAAAUUAUAUGUAGUAAUUGAUGAGGAAGGAAUGUUAAGAAUAGAUUUUACAAAAAUAACAAUAAAAGAUGAUGCAUUAAUGGCAAAAGAAAAUAAUAAUAAUAAAACUAAUGAAACUAAUGAAGUUGAAAUAGACGGUAAUAAUUUAGAAGAAGAAAUACCGACUCUAAUAUUUAAAGGUCCAUGUCCUGAAGGAAGACCUGAUGAUAUAGAACCAUUUAUUGGAAUUUUCUCAUUUGAAAGAGAAACUGUAUAA
This is a messenger RNA of Lodderomyces jiufengensis, 495 nucleotides long. RefSeq lists its product as uncharacterized. The coding region runs from base 1 to 495 and encodes 164 amino acids. The transcript has a single exon. The record is from RefSeq and is a predicted model, not a curated record. NCBI's taxonomy places the organism in Eukaryota, Fungi, Ascomycota, Pichiomycetes, Serinales, Debaryomycetaceae.